Drosophila hydei is the source of this 1817-nucleotide messenger RNA. Its product is annotated as vanin-like protein 1. NCBI's taxonomy places the organism in Eukaryota, Metazoa, Arthropoda, Insecta, Diptera, Drosophilidae. The record is from RefSeq and is a predicted model, not a curated record. Bases 14 to 1648 code for a protein of 544 amino acids. The transcript has 2 exons.
CCAUUGCAUUAAGAUGUACGCGUCAGUUGUACGACUGCUCUCCCUGGCCAUAUGCAUAGCCAACACUAGACAGCUCUCGCUGCCCACGGAUAAAAGUUAUUUUGCUGGAGUUGUCGAGUAUCCGGUCGAGUCUGGCACCGCCAAGGAGAGGGUUACACAGGCAACGGCUGGCUUCUUGGCAUUGCUCGAGUCGAACGAUACCGCGGAGCUAGAUAUUCUUGUCUUUCCCGAAUAUGUAUUGAAUAAUAGGGAUUAUGCGACAUUCGUGCCAGAUCCGGAUAAGAAGAUAACGCCGUGCUUUUCGCCCGACUACGAGCUGUUCCUGGUCGAAAUAUCCUGUGCGACACGCGCCCGCAACAUCUACGUCGUCAUCAACGUGGUGGAGAAGGAGCUGUGCGGCAAGGAUUACGGCUCGGAUGCGUUGAAUCCGUGUCCCUCCUCUGGGAUUCGGCAAUUCAAUACGAACAUCGUCCUGGAUCGGCGCGGCCGCGUCAUAUCGCGCUACAGGAAAACCCAUUUGUGGCGACGCGAAUACUACUCGUCGGCUGUGCUGCGCCAGCCUGACUUAUCCACGUUCGAGACAGAUUUUGGCGUGACUUUCGGUCAUUUCAUUUGCUUUGACAUGCUGUUCUAUGAUCCGGCCAUGAAGCUGAUAUUGGAGCGGAAUAUUACGGACAUUAUCUAUCCGACAUUUUGGUUCUCGGAGCUGCCAUUUCUGGGCGCACUGCAGCUGCAGGAGGGCUGGGCCUUUGCCAACAACGUGAAUCUCCUGGCCGCCGAUGGCAGCCAGCCCAGCGGACGGACAAGUGGCUCCGGCAUCUAUGCCGGACGCUCGGGCCGCCAAAUCGCUGCCAUCUAUCAGCAGCCAACGCUGAAGUUGCUCAAGGCGCGUCUGCCCAAGCGCUCGCUAGGCGGCGCCGUUGAGCCGGAAGCGUUGCCCGCGUUUCAGCCACAAUUGAUCACAGCUCGACACACCGAGCUGGCCACCUAUAGGGACUACAAUUUGGAUAUCUUUAGCACGCAGCUGCUGCCGUCGGACUUUGUCAAUGUGACGCAGCAGAUAUGCCAUGGCGGCUUCUGUUGCAGCUUCCAGCUGGAGCGCCGUCCCAUCGAAAGCGCCGUGGCAUAUGCCACCUAUCGCUAUCGCCUGGGCGCCUAUUUUGGCAAUGAGACGACCUUCAUCCUGGUGGAUCGCAGCGAACAGGCGGUCUGUGCGCUCUUCGCCUGCGUGGACGACGAACUCUCCAGCUGUGGACGCAUCUUUCCCAGCCGCUUCGAUGUGGCCAAUCGCCACUAUUUCCAGCGCAUACGCAUCGAGGCUCUAUUUCCAGCUGCUCGGCGUCGCCUGAUCAUGCCCAGCACAUUGGAUGGGUCGAUGAUGCCGCUGCCUGUGACGCAGUUCAACUGGACCGAAACGCCGUUGGCUCGUCUGCUGUCCGAGACACAGGUGCUGUUGGAGCUAGUGCAGCCGAAGAAUGACCUCUUGACCUUUGGCAUCUGGGCCAACUACUUUAGCCAGUUGCCCACCACGCACAAUCUGGACCAUCUACAGCCGAUUGUGACGAAUGCUCGCGGCUCAGCUGUUGCCGUUGCGUCCCUCUCAUGCCUGGGUCUCCUACUCUUGCCGCUUCUAAUCCUGCUACACUGAGCGAAUAUUGAAUCUACCAAAAAUAGCAAGAUUUUUUGAUUUUUUGAUAUUUUUUUUUGCAAUGUUUCAUAAGAGUUUUGCUCAGCUUAAGAUAAGAUCACUUGCGGAUAAGAUAAGUCUUUAUACAUAAUAAAUUCCAAUUUGCAAACACAGCUAGGGAGAAAGAUAA